AAUGAAAUAAAUGGGAUCAAAAGAUAUCUUAGUUAUCAAUGAAACCAAUUCACAGAUAUUUGGUGAAAAAUAACAUCGAAACUGAAAAUGUAUCUGGAAACUCCCAUAAGGCUUUGCACUCGCAGGUCUCAGACACAUCCGGUUGCAGUGUGCAGUGGUGAGCCCGUGAAAGAAAAUCCGCCGAAAAUGGAUUUACCUAAGCCACCCGAAGAUCAAGACCUGAAAAAUAUCAUAGACAAGCUUGCACAGUUUGUUGCAAGAAAUGGACCAGAAUUUGAAAAUAUGACAAAAAAUAAACAAAAGGACAAUCCAAAGUUCUCCUUUCUCUUUGGGGGAGAAUUAUUUAACUACUAUCAAUACAGGGUUACAUCGGAGCAAGCAAUCAUCAAUCAACAAAAGCAGAAACUUGCCCAACAACAACAACAACAGCAGCAGCAACAACAGAUGAUAGUGCCACCACUGGUGUCUCUGCCAGUUGUCCCGCCUCCUGUCAUUCCACCAGGACCAUGGCAACAACAGGCACCGCCCCUUUCACAGCCUGGCCAACCAUCACCACAGAUACAGCAGCUGAUGCAGCAAAUACAGCAACAGCAGCAGCAUGUUCAAGAACAAAUCAAACAGAGUGAACAAAACCUGGCUGCCCAGUACCAGAGUCUUAUACAACAGCAACAGAUGCAGAUAGAGGACGCUAUCCAGCAGUCUCGUGAUGAGACGCUCCUCCAGUUGAGCCGCGAGUGUGAUAUCAGACUGGAGGACCUGGACAAGAUUGUCACCCCUGUCAUUGAAUCCUGUACAAAGGAUGCUAUAUCUGCUGGGAAAAAUUGGAUUUUUGUCCACAACACUUCAAAAGCACAUGCAGACCUUAUAUCAUUAUACUUAUUGAAGAGGAUAACAGACAAGAAUGCCACAUUUGAGUGCCGCUUGUACCUUAUUUAUUUGAUUAAUGAUGUGCUGCACCAUUGUGCUCGAAAAAAUGCUGAAGAGUUAAAGAAAUCCAUUGAAUCAGUUGUAACCCCCAUAUUCUGUGCUGCACACAAUGGAAUAGAUAGUGAGAAACAGCAGAAAUUAACUAAGUUACUCACAAUUUGGGAAAAUCAAAAAUAUUUUGAUCCAGCCAUUAUGGAGCCACUAAAGCAAUUGACAGACCCAGCAUCAGCAAUGUCAUCAUAUCAGGCCAGUCUUAUCAAAGACCACUCGGAUGUUGUCAGCCAGAUCACCUCGGCCAUCCAGUCCCAGUAUGCCUCCCUACAGAAACAACAUCAGGACUUUGUGAACCAUCUCAACAGCCAGCUCCAACAACAACAGCAGCAGCUAGAGCAGCAAAAACAACAGUUGUUACAGCAGUCUCAGCAGCAGCAGCAUCAGCAACCACCACCGGCAGGUUUACCACCUGCCCCAAGCUUACCACCAGCUUCAGCAGCAGGGGGUCCCAUUCCAGGAGGGCAAGGUUUCCCUCCGCCCACCUUUGAUCCUUCUCAGCCACCCCCUGUAUUUUCCCAGCCACCCCCAGGGUUUCCCCCUGCUACAGCUGCUGGCCCGGCCCCAGGACUUCCCCCAGUUGACUUCAGUCAGGCCCCACCCCCACCUUUACCCCUCCCCCCUGGGGCUCUCCCAGACCUGAGCAGGCCACCCCCAGGUUUCCCAGGUCUACAGCCGCCCCUGUCACAGCCUCCCCCAGUGAUUACAGAUGCUGAUCUGAUGCCAACCAUGCCUUACUUUGAUCUGCCAGCUGGCCUCAUGGCACCACUGGUGAAGCUGGAGGACUGUGACUACAGACCACUUGAUCCCAAAAAUAUCCGUCUGCCUCCACCCAUGCCCCCUACAGACAGGCUCCUGGCGGCCGUGGAGGCCUUUUAUUCUCCACCCACACAUGAAAAUCCAAGGGAUAGUGAAGGAUGGGAAAAGCUUGGACUUUUAGAAUUUUUCAAAGCCAAGCAGCAAGCUAAAAAGAUGAGGCAAAAAGGAAAAAGAAAAAGAUCAAGAUCUCGAUCCAGAUCCAGAUCAAGAUCAAGGUCACCACAAUCAAGGUCACGAUCAAGAAGCAGGUCAAGGAGCAGAUCAAGGUCAGCCUCGCCCAGAAGAAGGAGAAAGCCCAGCAGGAGCCCAGAACCAACAGGGUCUCCAUUGCCCUAUCAGAGGUCUUCCAGGUCAAAGUCAAAGUCAAGGUCCAGAUCUAGGUCAAGGUCACCUUAUCAGAAGAAAUCCAGGUCACGAUCUCCAUCACCAGUAAGAAAAAGAAAGUCAAAGUCAAGGAGUCGUUCACCCGAAUUCAUUUAUACUGAGCCUUUCUAUACCUCCAAUCAGAAGCUGGGAGAAGAAAACAAGGGACACAUGCUGUUAAAGAAAAUGGGUUGGGGAGGGGCGGGGCUGGGGGCCUCAGAGCAGGGCAGGGUGGACCCUAUUGAUGCUGGGGAGGCCAGAGCUAAGGUAGACAUGUACAAAGGCAUAGGCAUGAACAUGCAGGAUCCAUUUGAACAGUUCAGGAAGAACAAGAGCCAAGGAUUCAUACAGAGAAUGAAGGCCAGGGAUACCUAAGAAAAAUUUGCUUCAAAUAGGACAGCGUUGAUGGCAAGGAAUUCAAGAUUUUAACAUAAAAAAGCUCAUGAUACAUCUUUCCAAGACUGCUCCAUUGUUAAAAACGGACAACUUCAUGACCAUGUCCAAGUAAAAAACAUUUGAAAGACUUCAGUGGUCAGCUUCUUAAUAUACAGCUUAUAAAUAACUUUGUGCAAAAAUAUCUGCAUGACCAUGUACAUAUUGUUUAAAUUUGUAUAAAAUAAAUCAUUCCAAAUAUGUA
This is a messenger RNA of Lingula anatina, 2797 nucleotides long. Its product is annotated as calcium homeostasis endoplasmic reticulum protein. Gene Ontology annotation, molecular function: RNA binding. The record is from RefSeq and is a predicted model, not a curated record. Gene Ontology annotation, cellular component: perinuclear region of cytoplasm. Gene Ontology annotation, biological process: intracellular calcium ion homeostasis; RNA processing. NCBI's taxonomy places the organism in Eukaryota, Metazoa, Brachiopoda, Lingulata, Lingulida, Lingulidae.